This is a messenger RNA of Doryrhamphus excisus (bluestripe pipefish), 6281 nucleotides long. RefSeq names its product retinoid x receptor, beta a (gene rxrba). Gene Ontology annotation, molecular function: nuclear steroid receptor activity; zinc ion binding; sequence-specific DNA binding. NCBI's taxonomy places the organism in Eukaryota, Metazoa, Chordata, Actinopteri, Syngnathiformes, Syngnathidae. The record is from RefSeq and is a predicted model, not a curated record. Gene Ontology annotation, cellular component: nucleus. Gene Ontology annotation, biological process: regulation of DNA-templated transcription.
GAGGGAGGGCUGUCUGCGGGCCAAAGUGAGUGUGUGUGAGGGGGAAUGACAGACAAGACACUCGGGGCCUAGUCGCCACAUCGAUUCAUGCGAGGAAGCUGCGUCGCUAACCAGCCGUUUUUGGUUGCCCCCAAAACAGCUCCGGCCCGGGCCGCAGUCCGCGGUCUUGAGUUUGACAGCGGGCUGCAGACUGCGUGCAAAGGCCAGUUGGUCCCGGGCCCCUGCAGACAGCAGCACCAUGGGAGACAGCAGAGAUUCACGAAGUCCGGACAGUUCGUCCGUGUCCUCCCCGCCGUCAGGUCAGCGCUCGCCUCCACUGGCACCAUCAGCAGCGGCCUCCAUGACUUCCCUUCCUCCCAUCACCAGCGCCGGUGUCAACAGCCCCAUCAGUAGCAUCGGCUCCCCCUUUUCGGUCAUCAGCUCCUCCCUGGGCUCCCCCUGCCUGCCCGGCACACCAUCGGUCGGCUAUGGUCCCAUCAGCAGUCCGCAAAUAAACUCGACAGUGUCCAUGUCGGGACUUCACGCCGUGAGCAGCUCGGAUGACGUCAAACCUCCGCUGGGGUUGAAGCAGCUGUCGUCACACAGCCCGGGCCCGAUGCUUUCCCAGAAACGUCUUUGCUCCAUCUGUGGAGACCGAUCCUCUGGAAAGCACUACGGUGUGUACAGCUGCGAGGGCUGCAAAGGUUUCUUCAAGCGGACAGUGCGCAAAGACCUGACCUACACCUGCCGGGACAAUAAAGACUGCAUGGUGGAUAAACGACAGAGGAACCGCUGCCAGUACUGCCGCUACCAGAAGUGCCUGGCCAUGGGCAUGAAGAGAGAAGUGGCUAAGAUGAACGACAGAUCGGUUCAAGAGGAGCGCCAGAGGAACAAGGAGCGAGAAGGUGAGGUGGAGUCCACCAGCGGCAUCAACGAGGAGAUGCCGGUGGAAAAGAUUUUGGAGGCCGAGAUGGCCGUAGAGCAGAAGACGGAGCUUCACGCCGACGGAAGCUCUGGAGGAAGCUCUCCCAACGACCCUGUUACAAACAUCUGUCAGGCUGCAGACAAGCAGCUCUUUACCCUGGUGGAGUGGGCCAAGAGGAUCCCGCACUUCUCUGAGCUGGCCCUUGACGACCAGGUUAUCUUGCUACGGGCAGGUUGGAACGAGCUCCUGAUCGCGUCCUUCUCUCAUCGCUCCAUCUCAGUCAAGGACGGGAUCUUACUGGCCACGGGGCUCCACGUGCACAGAAACAGUGCUCACAGCGCCGGAGUGGGAGCCAUCUUUGACAGGGCGCACAAUGCUGAGGUUGGGGCCAUAUUUGACAGGGUUCUGACUGAGCUGGUGAGCAAGAUGAGAGACAUGCAGAUGGACAAGACUGAGCUGGGCUGCCUUCGAGCCAUCAUCCUCUUCAAUCCAGAUGCCAAGGGUUUGUCCAACCCCAGUGAGGUAGAGUUGCUGAGAGAAAGGGUGUAUGCAUCGCUUGAGACCUACUGCAAGCAGAAGUAUCCGGACCAGCAGGGCAGGUUUGCCAAGCUCCUCCUCCGACUGCCGGCCCUGCGCUCCAUCGGCUUGAAGUGCCUGGAGCACCUGUUCUUCUUUAAGCUGAUUGGCGACACGCCCAUCGACACCUUCCUGAUGGAGAUGCUGGAGGCACCUCACCAGCUCACCUAGACCAGCCAGGUUGCGGUCAGGAUCCUGUUGCACGCCAGGAUUAGCCACACGCCGCCUCCAUUUAGGCUUGUUGGGCUUCACUUACCGCAACACCCGCUGGUCUUAAAGUGCCAGCUCACAAAACACACUUGAAGACGUGCACAAAUUGGCUCAUUUUCCUCACCCACUCUCUUACACGCAGAUCUAACUUGCAGAGGCAACACAAUUUAACAUGACGCUAUUAUCACAAUCAUUCGUGUACUCAGUGUUUCAACAGUUCUCAUCUUCAUAUACUCUGCACAUGCAUCUGCAUAUAUAUUUAUAAAUGAGUGUGUAUAUGCGCAUGGAUGAGUCGUAAACAUUAUAACCAUAAGUCAGCCUUCAUCUCAGGAGUGACUUUUUAAUGCUUAUUUGUUACUCUCACACUAAACUGUUUGGACCUGUUUCUGCCAGCGCCUCUGUAUCUUAGAUCCGCGUUCAUUGACGCGUUUAGCUUCCCAUCAGGCGUGUCGCAUUUCAAUCAACAAUGUGCCGUCAAACCAGCACCUCCCACAAUUGUCACCAGUUCCAAUCCAAUCCCAAAAUGUAUUGUAUACUCUUUAUUUUGAUUAUAAUGCUGCAACUUUUUUUUUCCAGUUUCUAUCUUGAAGUACUGUACUCAUGAAAUGAGAGCUUUUUUCCAAGGCCUGGGAGCACUUUGAAUGGCGAACGUAGUCCUUCCCCAUCCUCCCGAUGCACAGUGGGCUUUGUACGGCAAAAAGAAUGACUUGAAUUUUUGUUUUGUUUUCUUUCGAUUUGAGCCUAUAUCUCUACGGUGGCAGUUUGGUUGGCGGCAGUUUGAACCGCUUGAGGAAAUCGCAUCAUUUGCUUUCUCCCUUUUGUCGCCCAGAAAUUGCCGGUGCUUUGCCGGUGGUCAUAUGUGCACUUUGGUGAGUUGUAAAUGUUCCCUCUGAAUGGCCAGGUACUACCUGUAGGCUUUCUCGUGGUUGCUUCAAUAAUUGUACACCGCGCUAAAUUGGCCGACACUGACCACGUUGUUUUGGGUCGCAGGGAAAUGAGCUUGGCGUACUUAAUCAACUGGCGGUAGGACGACAGCAUCCCGGUGUAGGAUUUUUAUAUGAGGCACACCGGUUGUUUCUCUGCUUUGUCAGCAGAGUAUGUAAAGUUAAAAAGACAUUUACAUUAUUCCCACCUGGCACGUAAUACAAGAAGACAUAUGCAACAAGUGUUUGCAUCCCAAAGUUUCGGACAUGAAUAGGCCUGUCAUUAUAAUACAUUUUGCUGGACGUUAAUUAUUGCUGAGAAACCAUACUAUUAUCCACAUCAUUUUUUUCAUUAAUGUCAUAAUAUAUGGCAUGUUAAUGCGAGUACAGGAUAGCAAUAAAGACUAUUUAAUGGAGAAUCAUUAAAGACUUAAAGAUUAAAGAUUCAUGAUGCUGAUAACUUUUUUAUAUCAACUUUUUAAAUUUAGUUUGGCAGACUAAUUUGUGCACACCUUGAGGUAAUACGGACUGGAACAAAUUUGUAUUUGACUAAUUCUACAUGUUCAUUUGUCCUAAUCAAAUAUCAUGCCAUCACUGCUAUCAGGGGAACCAGAGUAUAGAGCGGAGGGAGCCACCUGCUGCGGCCCAGCAAAGUGCACUAUUUUCAGACACAUGCGCCGAGCAGCUGGUCUGCCGCUAGGGAGAUCAGGAGAACCGUAGUAUGCCGCAGAUAGAGUAACCUGCCGCGGCCAACCGAGGUGUACUGUAUUCAGACACACGUUCCGAGCUGACUGAGCUCUCUGGCGAACCUUUUUCACUUUCAUAUGCCUUGGCACUCGCGUUUCAGGUGGCCGAUACGGUUUUUGUGAGCUUGUUUUUUUCCCCUCUGAAUAUUUCUUUUACCAGUGACCUCAGGGGAAGUUACGAUAGGCCGUUAACAUCAAAAAAGAAAAAAAAGGUGAGCUUAAUUUGCUCACCCACACAGUAAUCUUGCCUCUUUGGAGCAUUUUUUAAAAUGGUUUAUUAUCUAGCUAUUUUUAAUGUUAUCAGAUUUAUUGGUUUGACAUAAUUCCCCACAUGUACCUAAUUAUCGUGCACCUUUAUUGAUUAUGGUGACAGGCCUAGAUGUGAAUUAGCACAUGUAAAUACUAGGAAACAUCGUCUCAUCACGUGGGUCCAAACAAACGCGUGUUCAAAAUUCAAAUUUGAUUUCCGACUGUGGCCAAACUCUGCAGCCUUUGCACCCAUGUUCUUGAUUGGAUGUCAUCAACAACGGCACUUGAUACUGUGACUUAACUCGCACGGUCACCACGCUUAAGCUAUGAUCCCAACCAGUGCUCGGCACAUACUGGUAUGGAUUUGUUGUUAGCGUGUUUUGUUUUUUUUUUCUUAGUAGUCGAGUAUUUUAGCAGUUUCCACUGUGAAUAGAAUCGAGCAUCGUGGUGUCAUUCAACAGGGAAGAGGUGCAGACGUCCUCUACCAGGUGCUAAAUAUCCAACAGUCUUUAUUCAUUUGAGACCUGCACAUUCACAUCGAUGCAAUGCACAGUAUGCAAGAGAAAAUCAAAUCAUGUUCCACUGCAAAUUAGUUUCCUUAUGCGCCCACCCCCCGACCCCAAGACUUCCCACAGCGAUUGUGUGUGCAGCCAGUGGAAGUAGAUGUGAAGAGCUUCCUGCCCUUCAGAUAGUCCUCUGAAAGAGGAUCCUCGCCCCUCUAACUUUUUUCUUGCUUGUGUGACUUGGCGGACCUGUGAGACAGGUGCUUGUUUUUGUAAAGGCUUUGGAUUUUUCUUCACUUGUGCACGCCUUGGUAGGAAUGAUGGCGUUGUGGCGAGGACAGUUUAGAGGAUUUUAGGAGCCCUCAGCCGAGCUUCCAGGAGAUGAGCAACUGCGCAUGUUUGUAUGAACAAUCUCAUUUUUGACUUGAUUGACGGCUCUACUGUGCUUCCCUCCAGAAGCUUCCCCUGCCUGCAGUCAAAAUCGUGUUUCUGUCCGGCGAUGGCCGUGAUCACAUACACAGACUUGUUGACCUGGACGCAAAAGCCAAAUUUUCCUGAUGGUGACCUGUCAAGAUAUGCAAGGUAGAACAUUUCACUGCAGCUUGCGACACGUAAGGCGCCAUUUGACUGGUCUGUUACAGAAGCGUGCCCCAUAGCUGCAGGCAACGGCGACGCAAUGACCUUCUGUUGGAGGACACGAGAGAUGAGAUGUUUCAUUUCUUCCAGAAAGCGUCGCAGGUUGGCCACAGCUGUGUAGUUUUACGCACGAUGUGAGGAAGCGUGGGAAGAACGAGCGCCAGGCUGGAGGCGACAGUCGGCGCUUUAUAAUUAGGGCUGUCAAAAAUAGCGCUUUAACAGCGGUAACUAAUUUAUUUAAUCACGUUGAAAUUGUUUACCGUCACGUCAAACGACAUCUUUCCGUUACGAUGGCAGACAAAGCCACAGUAGCGUUCCCAAAUAUAGAGUACAUAAUUGUGUCCUGUCAUUUUUCUUAUUCAUAAAAUACAACAAAAAAUUGCAUAUUUCACACAUGGGAGCAAAUGAUGGUUAAUCAUGAUUAAUUUGUUUAAAAUUUGUAAUCAUUUGACAGCCCUAUUUAUAAUACAUCCCUGCCCUCUUUUAUUUUUUUUUUAAAUUUUGCGCUUCCUAUGACAUGCUUGUGCGCAACAGAGGCUCUACAUCAGAACGGUUGUGUGACGCAAUCCUUUGCAAUUUUUCUUGUUAAAAGGAUGUGAAGCUUUCUGGGGGGACAAGUGUAGGGGUUGACAGGGGCGGGGCCCCAAUGCUCGCGCUCGUCCCCUCCCCUGCGCUUACUUUACUUGACGGCGGGGCGGUGCUGAUCAGUGGCCUGUCUCUGUGGAAAUGUUUGUCAUUGCGACCUUGUGCACUCGGGGGGGCCGACAGGUGCCGCCACCUUUUGACGUGCGCGUCAUCAUCGCCGCUGCUCUCUUUGUUACAUUUGGAGAUGCUGUUUGAGAGGAAAGUAUGUGUUUUUUUAAUAGUGGAUCGCAGGCUGUGAUUAGUUUAGAUAUCAAGGUUGCAUUGGAAGAUACCAAGAGGUCAACUGGUGCGGCCCGAAUACGAAUGGAACAGCAGCUUGUGGUCAUAAGACAGACAGAGCAGUGUUUGGACCUGUUAUGGUGCUAAACCUGAGUGUUGGUGCUUGCUUUGGUCCACUUUUUUUAUCCGGAAGUAGAGAACUGGACGGACGGGGCACUCUGUUUUACGGAAGAGGUGUUUGAGGAGGCGAUGAUGGAGUACUUUUGAAGGUCAAGCAGGGGAGGAAACAGUUAAAAAAAAAAAAACACCUCAAUUUCCCCUUGUAGGUCUAGAAUCUUCCUUAACUGUUUUCUCUUCAACUAAACAAAAUUCAUCCUUUUUGUCUUAUUUCCCGUCUCCCUCCCUAUGCUUCCCACCUGUUUAUUACGAAGUAUUAAAUACAUAAGCUGUAAGAUCCGUAUGGAAUGUGUCACUCUUAUGUUCAAUUUCUCUCUGUCUGUUCUUUGUCCUGUUUUUUCUUACUCCAUUGUACGCGUGGAGCCGAGUGACUGUUGUGUGCUUUGGAGAGCGAAUGAAGGAAAAAAAUAUGAAUCAUAUUUUUCCCAGAUGUUCAUUUUGAAUCUUGUUUGUCGUAUUAUGUCCGAGUAAAGCUUUUAAUACUGUACGCAAA